AAACCCAAAAAUAUUCCAACAACAACAAAAAAAAAAAAAUCACCUAAUUCAUUCUGCAUUCAAAAUCUUGAACAUGGAUUAUUCAUCUUCAUGGGAUGAGCUUCUUUUUCACCAUAAUUCUCUUCCAUUUAACGUUAAUGACACCGAAGAUAUGUUCCUUUUUAAUCUUGUUAAAGAAUAUUCAGGAGAAACAGCAAACUCUUCCUCUAGCUCAGAAGAGGUAACUUCAUGCGAAUUAUUACCCGAAAAAGAAAAGAAUUAUAGAGGUGUAAGAAAGAGGCCAUGGGGUAAAUUUGCUGCUGAAAUUCGUGAUUCUACUAGGAAUGGUGCUCGAGUUUGGCUUGGAACAUUCGACAGUGCUGAAGAAGCUGCUUUGGCUUAUGAUCAAGCUGCAUUUGCAAUGAGGGGUAUGAUGGCGAUACUUAAUUUCCCUGUGGAGAUAGUGAAGGAGUCUUUAAAUGAAAUGAAGUGUAGAUUUGAUGAGAGUUGUUCGCCGGUUAUUGAACUGAAGAAGAGACAUUCUAUGAGGAGAAAGACAGUUAGUAGAAGAAAUAAAGCAAGAAAAAAUGAUGUGUCCAAUAAUGUUGUUGUGUUUGAAGAUUUGGGUGCUGAGUAUUUGGAGGAAUUAUUGAGUUCUUCAGAAAGUAUCCCAAAUUGGUGUUUAUUAUCCCCUGUUUCUGAGCAGUAAAAGCUACUCCUCUGCUUAUAUAAUCUUGAUUUUUUUUAUUUUUUUUUUUAAUUUGAAAAUUUUAUUACAUAGAGGUAGGGGAAGGGGAAAUAGGGAGGUGAUUACAAGGUCACUAAUAAGUGAAAGUUCAGGUAACCAAUCAACUGAGCUACUAAGGUCUCAUUUGUUUUUAUUAAGAUUAUGACGUCUGAAUCUGAAUGAACGUUUGAAUGAUUAAGAUGUUGUCUUUGGAUCUGAACGCUAAAUGUUAAAACUGUUUAUUUUUUAAUAUUUGAAUGUGCAUAACAUAUUUAUUUAAGGGAUAAUUUCAGAGACCUUCCUCAAGGUUUCGUUUCGUUUCACUCACUUCCCCUUUAGUUUACGCUAUUACGCUUAACUCUCUUAUUUUAAUUUUUUUAACAAUUCUCUUAACCUAUUUAUUAUUAAUAUAAAAAAUCA
Lycium ferocissimum is the source of this 1126-nucleotide messenger RNA. Its product is annotated as ethylene-response factor C3-like. Lineage: Eukaryota; Viridiplantae; Streptophyta; Magnoliopsida; Solanales; Solanaceae. Gene Ontology annotation, biological process: ethylene-activated signaling pathway; regulation of DNA-templated transcription. The record is from RefSeq and is a predicted model, not a curated record. The transcript has a single exon. The coding region runs from base 74 to 688 and encodes 204 amino acids. Gene Ontology annotation, molecular function: DNA-binding transcription factor activity; DNA binding.